Macaca mulatta (Rhesus monkey) is the source of this 2583-nucleotide messenger RNA. It is a transcript of the gene RERG, whose product is annotated as RAS like estrogen regulated growth inhibitor. Lineage: Eukaryota; Metazoa; Chordata; Mammalia; Primates; Cercopithecidae. Gene Ontology annotation, molecular function: GTP binding; GTPase activity. The record is from RefSeq and is a predicted model, not a curated record.
GUCAUUUGCUAGCCUUGCAUUACCUUCUCCUUCAGUUUCCUCUUGGGUAUCAUGGAGAGAGAAUUAAAAAUACUUCAAAGAGAUAUUGUAAGGAUCAUUUGAAGUAAGGAUUAGAAAACACCACGUAGUGAUGCUUUCUUAGGCAAGCUUUUAACCGAGGAAAGCUGCCCUUCGGUGACAGCCUAGAGGCCUGGAAAUGACCAGUGAAAAAGGGAAGCCCGUCUUGGGUGCAGCAAGUUAAAGACUCAAGCUCGCAGGCCUGGGAGGCAGCGCGGCGGGAGGAGCCUACCCCUGAACCCAGUAGGGGGCGCCGAAGCGCCGCACUGCAGCAUCCUGGCCGCGGAGCGCAGCGGCCUUGGCCGGGCUCAGCUCGCGUCCUGCCGCAGUCCCUCCGCCGCUAGUCGGAGCGAGCUAGAGUGAGGAGACCCCCGCCGGGCCAGUGGCACUUGCUUCUGCGGCUAGUCCCACCCACGACCGCAGCCCAGCAACUGGAAACGCAACCCGAAGCCCGGGCUGCUCAGCGUGGGAGGGCUUCGCGAUCUUGGGGGACCCAUUCCGAACUUGCAGAGAGGACCGUGGCUCUCCUGGCCUGGAGAGUGUGAACAGGAUUGUGGACUCUUCCAAGAUUUACAAUGAUAUGGUGAAUCCAAAGACUGGAACCAAAAAGAUUUGCUCAGUGUUUUAGUUUUAACAACAGUAAAUUGUCUACCAGCACCCAUCAUGGCUAAAAGUGCAGAGGUCAAACUGGCAAUAUUUGGGAGAGCAGGCGUGGGCAAGUCAGAAUCAACCUACCGACACCAAGCAACCAUCGAUGAUGAAGUUGUUUCCAUGGAGAUACUAGACACUGCUGGUCAGGAAGAUACCAUUCAGAGGGAAGGACACAUGCGAUGGGGGGAAGGCUUUGUGCUGGUCUAUGACAUUACUGACCGAGGAAGUUUUGAGGAAGUGCUGCCACUUAAGAACAUCCUAGAUGAGAUCAAAAAGCCCAAGAAUGUGACUCUCAUCUUGGUUGGAAACAAAGCUGACUUGGACCACUCCAGGCAGGUUAGCACAGAAGAAGGAGAGAAGCUGGCCACAGAGUUGGCUUGUGCUUUUUACGAGUGUUCUGCCUGCACUGGAGAAGGGAAUAUCACAGAGAUAUUCUAUGAGCUGUGUCGAGAGGUGCGUCGCCGGAGGAUGGUGCAGGGCAAGACGAGGCGACGCAGCUCCACCACGCACGUCAAGCAAGCCAUUAACAAGAUGCUCACCAAAAUCAGUAGUUAGGCAGCCCAGCUGAGGUGGACCACAUAAUUGGAAACACUCUUCCCCUUCUGUUCCCCUUUCAAAAAUAAAACGAAAUAUUGCAUUCUUUGUUUUGAUUCUGGGAAAUGUCUGGGCUUCCCAUUGUUCCCAGCCUCCCGUAGGUUGGGAAGUUUUAGCGUGUUUUAUGCAAUUUCAGUGCUAACAACUUCUUCCUUUCCUGCUUGAGUAAAGAUACACUCUAAUGGCAUUUGAACAUGUAAUCAGCAGAGAUUCUGAAAUGACUGGUUUAUAUUAAGCUAUUUUUAGGCAUCUUCACCUUGCUUAAGUAGGCUGAAGUUUUUUCAAAGGCAUUUAAAAAUUCAAUUUCUUGUCAGAUACUACAAAUAAUUGUCUUAAAAGUCUAAGAUAGCAGAAAAUACAGUAAAAACACAGGAGAAGAAGCUGAGCUAUUGGAACAGGAAAUAGAAAGAACUCUAGUUUCUGUCUGAAGUGAAGAUUUUCUGAAUUAUCCAAUAUCAUCUAGGUUUUCUUUAACAUUUUAUUUUGUUCUUAAGUUCAAGCAUCUUCUCACUAAUGUUUUUCACUAUAACAGAGAAUUCGUUUCAAUUUGAGUUGGUUCUCUCAACGAUCUAUUGAUCAUUACACCCUAAUUCUCCUUCCGUGGCUCAAACAGUAUUUUUGCUGUAACAAAGGCAGCAGGAAAUUCAGACCCUGCUGGGCCUUUUUUCAUCAAGUCAGGGUGAUGUAAAAACAUUAGAAAUCUUUUCACCAAACCCUGACUUUAUCGAAUGCUAGUAGAAGAUGUAGAAUUAGAGACAUCUUAUUUGUUUAUCACCUUAGCAGCAAAACCAUAGUCCAAAAAACAAGAAAAUUAAGAAUGGAGCUUAACCAUGCCUCCAUUGGGAAGUCUAGGCUUUGAGUCAGGUACAGUAAGAAAAAUUAGCCUCUGAUUCAUUAAGUCUGCCACAUAAUUUGUUUUGAUAUUUUGGAUACAUUAACUCACUUAGGAAAAUUCAGAAAACAAUGGGUGAUUAAAGUUCAUUACAGCUGAAUAAAUGUGUCUAAAACAGAUUCUUGUAUUCUGAAAGUACAGUCUACAACUGGUAAAACUUUGUGAUUCUUUUCUCCCCCAUUAUGCCCCUAUAUACCAAGAUUUGGGUACUUUAUUUUAGUAGAAAAUAUAUAUCUUUUACAUAUGUAUGUAUUUAUAAAUGCAUAGAUAUAUGUAUAAAAAUUUGUAAGAGUUGGAGGCAUUAAUUCACCAAUGCAUUUGGACAACUUGGUGUAACUGACUUUAUUUUAUGUGACUAUAAUAAAAAGCAUAAUUUUCUCAUUCUGUCA